ACUGAGUUUUUUGCCGUGUAUAAAGAGGGAUUUAUUGGUGAUAUUAUGGCGACACGCGUGCUGUUAGUGUUGAUGCUGUCACCUGUGUGUGUGAUGGGACAUUUCAUGUCAUGUCCUCGUGGUUGUGAAUGUUCUCAGUGGAAAUCCUUCUCUGUCUCAUGCACGGACAUUGAUGUUAUUCCCACGUUUCCGGCAAUAACAGAAGCAAUAAACUUCUAUGAGACAAGUUUGACCACAGUUCCUCAAGAUGCCUUUGCAAAUUUGGUGAAUAUCUCAAGAAUCUAUCUUUCGGUGGAUGUCUUUCUGAGCAGGUUAGAGAAGCAUGCCUUCUACAACCUGAGGAAAAUAACCCAUAUAGAAAUCAGAAACACAAGAAAUCUGACAUUCAUCCAUCCAGAAGCUUUUAAGAAUCUUCCUGCCUUACAGUAUUUGGGUUUAUUCAACACGGGCCUCAACAUCUUCCCUGACCUGAGCAACAUCCAGGCUGAGGAUUCAUACUUCUUGCUAGAGAUUAGCGAUAAUCCCUACAUUGCAGAAAUUCCAGCUAAUGCUUUCCUUGGGAUUACCAAUGAUGUCCUUACAGUGAGGCUGUACAGUAAUGGCUUUACAGAAAUCCAUAAUCAUGCUUUCAAUGGGACAAGACUGGACUCAGUGUACCUGCACAGAAAUAAACAGCUGACGAGGUUGGAUGAGAAAAUGUUUGCAGGAACCAGCAAUGGCCCAAUGCUUCUGGAUGUUUCCGAAUCAGCCAUCACUUCCCUCCCAAGCAGAGGCUUAGAGUCGCUUCGAGAACUCUGCGCUCGGAACGUCUGGACACUAAAAAAACUACCACCAAUCAAAACCUUCAGACACCUGGUUACAGCAGACCUGACGUAUCCCAGCCACUGCUGUGCAUUUAAAAACCUGAAGAAGAAAAGGGGGUUCUUAGAAGACAUCAUUUGUAACCUGACUGCAAGGUAUAAUCAACUUCAAAAACGAUCUGUGGGUUCUUUUACGAUUCCUGGCCUACACAGCAGUGUUGAACCUGGAUUCGACUCGGACGAUACCCUCUUCAGGGACACCUACGACCACCAGGACUUUUACAGCAGCCUACAUUACCACACCUACUUCGGCGGGCACCCAGAUGACGACAUAGGUUUCGGGGAGACGCUGAAAAACCCCCAGGAGGAGGACAGUCACGAUUUCAACAGUCGUUACGACUACAUCGUGUGCGAGGAGGGUGAGGAGGUCGCCUGUUAUCCCGCUCCCGAUGAUUUCAACCCUUGCGAGGACAUCAUGGGCUUCAGCUUUCUGAGAGUGUCCGUAUGGUUCGUCAGCUUGCUGGCUGUGGUGGGGAACCUGCUGGUACUGUUGGUGCUGCUCACCAGCCACUACAAACUAUCAGUCUCGCGAUUUUUAAUGUGCCAUCUGGCCUUCGCUGACCUGUGCAUGGGCAUUUACCUACUGCUCAUCGCCUCCGUCGACCUUCACACUCGUUCCGAAUACUACAAUCACGCCAUUGAUUGGCAGACAGGUCCGGGUUGCAACCUGGCUGGGUUCUUUUCCGUGUUUGCCAGUGAGUUGUCGGUCUACACAUUGACCACCAUCACCCUGGAGCGCUGGUACGCCAUCACCUUUGCCAUGCGGCUGGACCGCAAGUUGCGACUGUCCCAUGCCACAGUCAUCAUGGCAAUUGGUUGGCUAUUCUGCCUUCUGCUGGCCCUCAUGCCUCUUGUCGGUGUCAGCAGCUACCAGAAAGUGAGCAUUUGUCUGCCUAUGGACACCCAGACUUCUGUGGAUCAGGUCUACAUCCUAUUUGUUCUUGUACUUAACAUCCUGGCUUUUGUGGUCAUUUGUGGAUGUUACAUCAAGAUCUAUUGUUCUGUGCACAACCCCAAUCAUCGUUCCGCCAACAAAGACGCCAGCAUUGCCAAGCGUAUGGCCGUGCUCAUCUUCACUGACUUUCUCUGCAUGGCACCCAUAUCGUUGUAUGCCAUGACGGCUGCGUUGGACCGCCCGCUCAUCACCGUUUCAAACUCCAAGAUCCUGUUAGUGCUCUUUUACCCGCUGAACUCUUGCGCAAACCCUUUCCUCUAUGCCAUCUUCACCAAGGCCUUCCAAGGUGACGUCUUUAUUCUGCUCAGCAAAGUGGGUCUCUGUCAACAACGGGCUCAGCUGUACAGAGGUCAGACCUUAUCCUUCAAGGCAAGCAGCAGACAGGAGAGGGAGCAGGCAGGAGCUAAGGAAACCCACAUCAUCCUGUUGAAUUACCCAGGAAAUGUGCAAGUCACACAACAGCAAGACGAGAGUGAUGGGUAGGACACGUCACGUGGGCCCUGUAGACGGUUUCAGCAGUAACAACAAACAAACGGCUUUUGUGGAACACACGUAACUUACUGUAAACUCCGCAAAAGUCCUUUUAGUAGUUUAUUUCUGAUAACAAGCUAAAUAAGUGGAUUACCUUAGUUCAUAUCACAGCUAAAGUGUAUCAAAACUACACUGAGCUAACGUUACUGUGUAAAAUGUGUACUAUAUAAUUUAUACACUGUUAACUACAGAUCGGCGCCAAACUUCCCAUCAAAUAGCGGUGAUCCAUGAUCGCCGUUUUUCCUCGUCUUUAGGAAGCCAAAAGAUUUGUUAUUUUUGAUGAGGUAUUUGUUCCAGAGUUCAGUUUAGACACUAGUCAAACCAUUAAACAAUCAGAGACCAGAAGUUAAGUUUAGGCCAGAUGCGUAAUCGCAUCACCUCAUGUGCGUCUGAUGAAACCGUCUAUAGGACACAAGACAAAACAACUGGAAUGUACUUUUGGAGGAUUGGAGUCAAUGCAAUGUAUAGAAAAGAUGACAGUAGUGCUAUAUUUUGUUAAUGUGUACUUAUAUUAUCUAGGGUGACCUAUAUGCCAUUCUUCCCUGUCCAGGAUUUCAUGUGCGUCUUCUGGAAGUCGUAUUUGUCGACCGCAUACGUCAUAGAGGAUUAUUAUUAUUAUUACAGAAAAGCAACCGUUCCAUUUUAAGUUAAGAAUGAAACUACGAUUGUAUGUCUUAUGUUUUUAACUGAAUGGUGUAUGCGGUCAACAAAUACAACUUCCAAAAGACACACCGAAAUCCUAGCCAGGACGCGUCCGGGAAGAAUGGCACGUAUGGUCACCCUAUAUUAUCCCAGAUGUUUUCAAGAAUGUUUGAAUUCAGAGAAUUCAUGGUUUUUAAGCAGCGCUCCACCCCUGUUCAUAGGGUCGCUUGCUAAUUGUGUCAUGUCCGGCUCUCUUUUGCUGCUGUAUAAACCACAGGUGUGUUUGACUUUAUGUGGCACUGCGCAGACCGAUUGAUGUGUGACAACAAAGUAUCACAAGUCCGACUCUGUUGUUGUUGCUUCUUCUCUCAAGCCACACUGUGGGAUUACACUAUGUUACUGUAUUUCAUUACAUCAUUCAUGAACAUGACAUCGUUCUACCACUGAGGUGGGUGAUGGUUGUUGUUUAGCAACCUCUAGUGGCAAAAAUGACAUAUUGUAACACUAUGUAGUUUUUUUACCUUUAAAUAAUGUCUCUAAAAUUAUUUCAGUGAUAGAACAACUUUUAACUGGACAAAUUGUACUGUUGCUGCAACCUGAGCAGCCUCCUAGCUGCUACAAGCACACUCUGAAAGUGGCGGUGGAGGGUAGGAAACACAGCCUCGCCCCUCCCCCUGCUUGCAGAAGAGUGUCUGAUACCAGACACUGUUGCGCUUUUCAACCACAUGGGGGAGCUGUAAGUCUUUUUUACAUGGAAACUACAUAGUGUUGCUUUAAACCCAAUUCUGAUAACUUGUUGGUGUAAAGACAAGCAUAGGGAAAUUGUCGAGUUACAUUUGUUUGUAUAGUGCUUUUUGUGUUUCAUAUCUUCAAAGCAGCUUUUUAAGAAAAUGAUAUGCUAUGCUGUCAUUUGCAUAGUUUAAAUCAUUUAUUAAACCAUUCAUACGUAUAUGGAUGUAUUUGAUUUAAUACAGUACUUUUUGUAAAUUAUGUUUUAACGCAGAAAUUUGUUCUGCUUGUGUUUAUUAAUGAAGUCUGGUGUUUAUAAUGUCUAUGUUGGAGAGCCUCACAUUCCUACAUCAUGAGCCUGUGUGUAGACCAUUUAGUUGUGUAUGAUAUGUACUUGUUGUUGAAAAUCUCAUUAAAUGUAAUAUUAAAUGUAUUUUUCAUAUAAAAAUUGUAACAAUUUGUAGUAAGGUUUCAUUAACAUUAGUUAACCACUAGUUGGCACGAAUCAACAAUGAACAAUUCUUUUACCGUAUUUAUUAAUUUUAGUGUUAAAGGGACAGUUCACCCAAAAAUUAAAAUUCUGUCAUUAUUUUCUCAUCCUCGUGUUGUUUUAAACCUGUAUGAAUUUCUUUUGUCUGAUAAACACAAAAGAAGAUAUUUUGAUUAAUAAUGGUAACCAUUGACUUCCAUAGUAGGAAAACAAAUACAAUGGUAUUCAAUGAGAACCAUCAACUGUGUGCUUAUCAUCAUUUAUCAAAAUAUCUUCUUCAUCAUUUAUCACAAUACUUACAUAAUAUUUGUUUUCCUACUAUGGAAGUGUGGGAAAAUAACUUUAAGUCAUUGUCUUUAUCUUAUAUGUAUAUGUUCAUCAUGUAUUAAAGUAACACUGUCCUUUAAAUGAUAAUGUAAGUGGGUUCCUGCAAGUUCCUGUCUCAUCUUAAUAUGAAAGAAAUUGGCCGGUAACUGUGGCCCUGGUUCCCUUUGUUCCAAUGUUUGAGUGGGUGGCAGGGUGGCAAUACGUGCCAUUCUCGUUGGACAUGUCUAUGUCCUCCGGAAGUCGUAUUGUUCGACUGCAUACGUCGUCAGGGAUCUCACAUUUCAGUUAAAAACAUUAAGAUUUAUUUCUCUUAAGACAUACAAUCAUUAUAGUUGUAUUCUUACCUUGAAAUGUAACAGUUGCUUUUUUGAAAUAGAACCUGAAACCUGAGGUUGACCAAUGCGAUUUCAGGAGGACGCACCCCGAAAUCUUGUCCAGGACGGAUCCGGUGAAAAUGGCACGUAUGGCCACCCUACUUGGUGGCCAUUUGCUUAAGCUUGGGCCAAGGGUCUGAGUCAAAGGUGUGAACCCAUUUCUAUGAUAAUGAAAUGGUCUGAGUAAGACAGUGGGUGUGAUAGUAAUGUUGAUUGGGAUUAAAGGUUGGAAUGGGAUUGGGAAUGGCAGGGUUACUUCCUUUUAAUGCUUUGUUUAAAGUGAAGUGCUUUGUUUUCCAUUUAGGGGACUGCCCCCUAAAAUCUGUAUAAAUGCAAUGUAGUGCUACUGUAAGUCUUGGUGGCUGCAGCGCCCCGAUCUCUGUGCUCUGAUUUGAAGAUCGCUUUCUGCAAUAAAGACUACUGUUCGAGGAAAUCCAAGUCUCCUGGUCUUCGCUAAAAAAGGUUUCCAACCAAAGUCAAUGGUUACAAUCAGCUUUGUGCUUACCAUCAUU
Messenger RNA from Paramisgurnus dabryanus, 5420 nucleotides. RefSeq names its product thyroid stimulating hormone receptor (gene tshr). Gene Ontology annotation, biological process: adenylate cyclase-activating G protein-coupled receptor signaling pathway; hormone-mediated signaling pathway; activation of adenylate cyclase activity. The record is from RefSeq and is a predicted model, not a curated record. NCBI's taxonomy places the organism in Eukaryota, Metazoa, Chordata, Actinopteri, Cypriniformes, Cobitidae. Gene Ontology annotation, cellular component: plasma membrane. Gene Ontology annotation, molecular function: thyroid-stimulating hormone receptor activity; G protein-coupled peptide receptor activity; protein binding.